This is a messenger RNA of Brenthis ino (lesser marbled fritillary), 1899 nucleotides long. The record is from the annotation of a GenBank genome assembly. Lineage: Eukaryota; Metazoa; Arthropoda; Insecta; Lepidoptera; Nymphalidae.
AUGACGGCGUCACCAUCGCUCGAUCCGAAACUUCGAAACCGUAUAACAAGAUAUUUACAUACUGGAAAUGAAGUUCCAAAGUACUAUCCUGGUUGCUGGACCUCUCAUUAUUUUGAGGCAGAUAAAUUGAAAGCUAUCGACGAAGCCCUAGAAAAUGGACAGAAUAAUAUUGAGGUUGUCGAAAUCAUUUUAAAGGCAUAUAAAGAUGGAUGGUAUACAAGAUUUGAAACUAUUGCAUUCGCAUUGACAAAAUGUCUCCUUAAUAGCUCUCCUGCUGUCAAAGAAGCAACAUAUAAAGCUGCUACUGAAAUAUGUAAUACUCCUGAAGAGAUGAUGCUAUUCAAUAAAUUCACGAGACUUUUACAAACUGGUAAUGGCCGUGGUUGGUGUAAGCAUGUAAAGGAAUGGUAUACUAGUAAAGAUCCAAUGGAAUUGGCAAAAGAAAUGUCAAGAGUGAAAGCAAGGCAUGGACGUUCUCAUAAGACACUUUUGCGGAAGUCACAUGUGAAAAUUGCAGAAAAUGACUAUGCUAGGGAUGCGGUGAUCAAGUAUGCUAUAUUUGGAUUGAAACGCGCUAAGCAAUUAUUAGGAAAUGCGGCAGGAACAGAAGAUAUAUUCAAUUACAUUCAGAAGGUCGAGGACUUACGCCAUUGUGAAGAUCCAGUAGCAGCCGCAGCUAUUGCAACUCAGAAUCAAUUCACAAUAGAUCAUGUGCCUGGGCAUUUGUUGACAGCGCAGGAGGUAUGGAAUGCCAUACUACCACAAUUCUCUUUAGGACAACUGUUGUACAAUAUCCAGCGUAUUCACAACAUGGGUUUCCUAAAUGCCGAUUCUAUCACCGCAGAUAUAAUAAUCUCCCUUCUAAACAGCCAAGAAUUGAUCAAAAAGUCCAAAGUUACUCCGAUUGAAGUUUAUAUCACUUUGUGCAAUUAUAAUAAAAAGACAAGACCGUUGAAAUACGAGAAAGCUAAAGUAGCUCUAGAGAAACAAACGCGCCGUCGCACUCGACAGAUCCUCGACACGAAGACCGGUCAGUGGGAAUGGACCGUCACCAGACGUCAUCCUAAAGAGAUUAAGUAUUGGGGUAUCGAUCAACCCCCAAACGCCGCCGUGAUAGCCGCUCUCAGUAAGCUGAUUGAUCAAACAUGGCUGCUUACUCCGCCUACUAACGCCCGUUAUCUCAUCACUUUGGAUAUGAGACACCAUAUGUUCAAGGGUCGUCAUUUCUGCAAAAACUACGUGAUUCCAAAGAAGGGCAAAAAGACUACAGCGAAAAGUUCGCCCGGAGCCGGCGGCGACGCAGACACUGAGAAACAAGAGAGCAAGAAACACCUACUGGCCGAGUGCUUUUAUAACAAAAAUGUCACUCCUGGCCAUGCUGCUAUAAUUCUGGCACUACAACUGUUGAAACGUGAGAAUAAUGUGAAGCUGGCUGUUUUUACCGAGGAGGGAAUAGACCUUGUCUCCAUUGAGCGCAAUUUCAGCAACAUUGAUGAAGCAGAAUUUGUUUUAAGGAAAGCAAAUCUAGGCCGUGUGCAACUGGACGCACCGAUCGAAUGGGCCUCAAAGAAGAAUCAGAAGUUCGAUGUUUUCAUAAAUAUGGUGGACCGGACCACUCGUUACAUGGAGCUGGACAUAUCGGCCCGCGGCGGCCGUGGACCAGGCGGCAGGUAUGGACCGCCGCCUUCACCGUCCAAGGAUAUCCCCGACCAUUGCCCUGUAAGGGCUCUUGAGCGUUACAGGAAAAAAGCCGUGCGUGAUGCUAAAUUGAUUGUAAUGUCACUGGCUUCUCUCCGAGUAUCAACAACCGAUGGCAGCCACGAGGGCGUUCUCGACAUCGUUGGAAUAGACGAACAUGUCCCCAAAGUAAUGGACGCAUUUGUCCUUGGCCAGUUCAAG